GGCCCUGUAUUUCACCAUGUUGCCUUUGGGUAACACCCAUUUUCUUCACUUUGCAAGCACAUUAUGCAUGUAAGAUGGCAAUGAAAUUGUUGAUAAUGAAAAGAUCACUUCGAAUGAACACCAAAUUGCUUUUUCCUUGGUCAAAAUACAUCUUGGUGGUCAUUAUCUAGUACUUUUUCUGGCAAGGUGCACUUUGUGGUGGUUGCAGGGUUUUGCUCUGGAGAACUGUCCCUAAGAAAAGCAAUUUUCAUAGAUUCUUCAGCCAUUAAAAAUAUAAUUAACAUUUUUUUGAGUAAACUUUAUAUUAAAAGAUUGAGGCAUAUUUAUUAUUUGUAUGUUAUGCAAAAUUGAUACAUUUUGUUGCCUUGAAGCAAGCUGUAUAGUAGAAUGAAUACAGCUUGAAUGUUCUGUUUAUAUAUAUAUAUAUAUAUAUAUAUUUAUUUAUUUAUUUAUUUAUUUAUUUUUGUAUUAUCCAUUAUUAAACCAACUUUAGUAUUUAACAAUAUUAAGUAAAAUUUUGGUAAAGUUACCUAAGAGACAAUUGUAUUAGAUUAUCAUAUCGCAGAUGGUAUAAAGUACUGAUAAGUGUAAUUAAACGGUUUAACCGCAUUGUUCAUUGCUGUAUUUAACAUUUUUAGUAUUCUGACAUCCACAAGAUGUAUAGCCACUCAUUUUCAUUUCAAGUAUUUCUUUAGAAACCUGUUUUCGAUUCAUUUCUUUUCAGAGUUGCACAAUGUUGCCUUGAAACAACAUACCUAAAAAUAUAGCUGCAAGCAGCAAUGAUCUGGGCCAAGCCCUAAAGCCAUGCCCUAAGCACAAUGCAAAGAGCUCCAGCACAACGGCGAGCUGGGAUUCACCCAGUCCUUUGAACUGAAGCCCAGAGCUAUAACCACUGUGCCACACAAUCAGUGGCAGACUGUAGCUGUGAAUAUGAGUGAUGAUAAACCGUUUCUCUGCACUGCUCCUGGCUGCGGACAGCGAUUCACAAAUGAAGACCACCUGGCAGUGCAUAAACACAAGCAUGAGAUGACCUUGAGGUUUGGGCCAGCACGCAAUGACACUGCCAUCAUCGCUGACCAGACACCGACACCGACCCGCUUCUUGAAGAACUGUGAAGAGGUCGGGCUGUUUAACGAGCUCACCAGCCCGUUUGAGCAUGACUUUAAAAAGGCCACUGAGGAUGACAUUAAAAAGUUGCCCCUGGACUUGUCUCCUCUUGCGACUCCUGUUGUUCGAAACAAAAUAGAGGAGCACACAUCCAUGGAGUCUAACAGAAACAGUCCUCUACCCCACCCCGAGUCUACAACCACUGACGACAAGGAGGUUUCUUUGCAGCCGACCUCUCUGCCUUCAUCCACUAUAGUCCGUCCUGCCUCCCUUCAAGUCCCCAAUGUACUUCUGGCCAGCAAUGAUGCUGGUGUUGUUAUUCAGCAAGCUCCUCUCCCAUCACCAACAUCUAGCUCUGUUAUAACCCAGGUCCCAUCCUCUAGUAGACCGAUAGUUCCAGUGUCAGGCACAUUUCCGGUUCUUCUGCAGCUGCCUAACGGUCAGACCAUGCCAGUAGCCAUCCCAGCCACCAUCGCCAGCUCAAGCGUACACAUACCCACUGCCAUUCCUCUGGUCAGACCGGUCACCGUAGUGCCUAGUGUCCCUGGGAUCCCCGGCCCCUCCUCUCCUCAGCCUGUCCAAUCAGAAGCUAAGAUGAAGCUCAAGGCGGCCCUCAGUCAACAGCUCCCUCAGGUAACCAACGGCAAUGCAGGUGACCUCCAGAGCAGCUCUGCCAGCCAGACCCCACCCCCAGCCCAACCUCCAACCGAGAAGCCAUGCCCAAAAUCACUACAGCAACCAGCUACAUCCACUACAGAAACUCCUGUGUCUCCAGCCCAGCACACGACCAGCACAGGUGGGCGGCGGCGGAGAAUGACCAGUGACGACCCAGAUGAGAAAAGACGAAAGUUCCUGGAAAGAAAUAGAGCCGCUGCAUCCCGCUGCAGGCAAAAGAGGAAAGUCUGGGUGCAAGGUCUGGAGAAAAAAGCUGAAGACUUGAGCACCAUGAACGGACAGCUACAGAAUGAGGUGACUAUUCUGCGUAGUGAGGUGGCCCAGCUGAAACAGCUUUUACUGGCUCAUAAGGACUGUCCUGUGACGCUACUGCAGAAGAAAUCGGGAUACCACCAGUUAGAUAAGGAGGACAGCUGUGGAGAGAUGUCCGUUCCCAGCAGCCCACAGAACGAGGCCAUCCAGCACAGCUCUAUCAGCACAUCCAACGGAGUCAGCUCAUCCACAGCAAUCACAGCGGCUCUCACAUCCGGCCCCGCUCAGGGGCCCGCCACAAACCAGGGCACUGAAGAGGAGUCGUCACAAGUGGGCGGGGCUUCUGCCACUCACGCCCAGUCUUCAGGAAGCUGAUCAGACCUCUUAAUGGUCACUUUGAUUUCUGGCAGCCAUGUUGAAAUGAGGGGGAGAGGAAAUGCUCCAUGGAGAAUAUUCCUGUCUGUUUCCCCCUCCGAUUUCAUAUGAGCUAUUUUCAAUCCAAUGCAUUUUUACUAAGAGUGAGUUCAGUAGUUGAGGAAGGCACUUGGGCGAUCAUGCAAAGAUUUUACUGAUUGAUUGUUUUUUUUUUUUUUUUCAAUAUGUGGUGUAUUUAUUGAGUUGAUAUGAAAUGCAGGGCACUGUGUAGGAAGGAUCAAGAACCGUUGAAUCACAUGAAUCCCUACAGCCAAAAUGUACCUGGAUUCAUAGUAAUAGGAAGAGGACUUAUUGAAGCACUGUCAGAGGCUUAAAGAUGAAAGACAUGGCCACUUUAAUUUCUUUGCCUUUUAUAUUUUGCACAUGAGGAGAGUGAAAUGGUGUUUUUUAUUUAUAAUAAUUAUUAUUUUGAAGUGCGUGUUGACGAGCAGUUCCAGCAGCUGCUAAGAGUUGCUUUAAAACUGUCUUGUUACAAAUCUUAUACUGAUCAUCUUCUUGAAUUUCUUGAAAUAGUGAUGUGCUGGUGUGUGAAUGUUUUUUAUGAUUCUUGGCCUGUUAAAAGAAGUCUUUGGGAAAGUCGUUACAUCAAAAAUAUCUUGAGCGGAGCGAUUGGUCCUUUGGCAUUGAUUGUAAGAGUGCAUUAUUCACCAUGCAGACUUUCAAAUGCUCUCUCUAUAUGCCAUUAUUUGAUUAGUUUCAAUUACAGUUUCAUUUUAGCUGAAAUCAGUAAAAUAGAUCCUGAUUUUGAAGGUUUUCAUUAACUUAAUUAUUUUGAUAAAAGAGCUUUAUGCCUUUUAAAAUAAGUGAUUUUAUUUUCUGCGUGAGAACAAAGUGGCUGACUUUGUAUUUGUGGUGUUUGAUUCUUAGAAACAAAGAAAAAACUCUUUAGUUCAUUCACUGGUUGUCUUUCUAAUUACAGUGUAUUUAAGGAAGCAUUGUAAAUGCCAUUACUGAUGAAAUCAUUGUAUGUGAUCUCUACUGGUACUAUGUGUUUGUCUUAGGAUCAAAAGGACAACCAUUUUAAAAUAAGUAAAAUAUAAUAAUCACCUGAACAAGCCUUUGAGGCUUUCUCUGCCUGAUCUGUGGAAGCAAUUCUGUCUUUGAAUAAAAUUCUUACAAAUUUGAACUUUAACUGGAGCUGCUUUUUAAAAGAAACAAACAAAUAAAACACACUGAGACUUUAGGAUGUUUUUUUAAGUUAAAGUAUUAACUUAGACUAUGCUUAGUGACAGUUACCAAGUAAGAAUCGGUCUUAAAUUACCAUUUUGCAUCCUUUUCUCUUUAAACUGUAUUUGCUUACUACUGUGUAGUGCUACAAGGCUUUGCUGCAUUUUUCCUGCUUUAAUGAUCAGCUGUUUAAAACUUGAUUUUUGUUCUGAGAGGUAAUUUGUAUGAGAGUUGUUAUGUUCUUAUCUGCAUGACUGAAUUCUGAGAAACUGAGAAUUUGACCAAUGUUUCAACCAUGUCUGUUUUGGGUUAUUGCAAAUGAACAUCUCUUGGGUUUCUCAGCCAGGAAAUGGCUUUUUUUUUUUUUUAUUAACUCUGGGUCUACUUCGAAAAAGGAUGUGAUUAUUGUUGUGUUGGCGGUCAACUUGUAACUUGUGAAAGUUAUGUAUAAAGUAAAAUAAAUUCAAAUGUUGUAAUAAAACUUUUAAUAGCUCUUUAA
Molecule: messenger RNA, 4135 nt
Organism: Myxocyprinus asiaticus (Chinese sucker)
Lineage: Eukaryota; Metazoa; Chordata; Actinopteri; Cypriniformes; Catostomidae
Product: cyclic AMP-dependent transcription factor ATF-2-like
Exons: 12
Coding region: 931-2409 (492 amino acids)
Biological process (GO): regulation of transcription by RNA polymerase II
Molecular function (GO): DNA-binding transcription factor activity, RNA polymerase II-specific; cAMP response element binding
Source: RefSeq, a predicted model, not a curated record